AUGGAUAUGGGCCUGAAGAGAAAUAUGAAGGAGAGAAUAGGACCUACAUCUAAAAUAUUAGAAAGUCGAGCAGAUAAGCCGUUAUGUGGACUGCUACUCAUUAUUAUGUCGAUUUUGAAAUCGAAUGUGGGAAUAAAAUUUUGGGAGAAUCCUAACAAAACUAGGGUAAAUUUAGUAGAGAAAACGAAUAUAGGUAGAAUGAACGAUGACCUUAAUUUACAGAUUGCAGUGGAGGGGUGUUGCCACGGGGAGCUGGAUAAAAUAUAUGAGAGAAUCCGCAGCCACGAGCUGGAAAGUGGCACGAAAGUGGAUUUAUUGCUGUGUUGUGGAGAUUUCCAGUCGAUACGAGACGAGGCUGACUUAAACGACCUCUCGUGUCCUCAGAAAUACAGAGAAUAUCGCGACUUCAAAGAGUACUAUAACUGUGCUAAAAGCUCACCAGUACUGACGGUGUUCAUCGGCGGUAAUCACGAGGCGCCGGACUUUCUGAGAAACCUGUAUUACGGAGGGUGGGUGGCCCCGAACAUAUACUACCUGGGUCAUUCGGGAGUGUUGAACGUAAAUGGGCUCAGAAUAGCAGGAGUUUCGGGGAUAUACAACUUCCACAGUUACACGAGGGGCUACUUUGAGGCGCACCCUUACACGGAGGAAACGAAGAGAUCGGCAUACCAUAUUAGGGAGUUUGACGUAAAGAAGCUGAAUUUGAUAAAGGAGCCAGUUGACAUUUUCCUAUCGCACGACUGGCCCUCGGGAAUAGAGCACUACGGCAACCUGCAGGAGCUGCUGAGGAUAAAGCCGUAUUUUCACCAGGACAUAAUGAGUAACACGCUCGGGAACCCUAGGACCAGGGAGCUCCUGGAUAGGCUUAGGCCUCGCUUCUGGUUCUCAGCUCACCUGCACGUUAAGUACGAAGCGAUGUACGCGCACGACAAUGGCAACUUUACGUACUUUCUGGCACUUGACAAGGUUCUCCCCUACAGGGAGUUUUUGCGGGUGUUGAGCAUUUUUCCCGCGGAUGUAAACGGCAGUACAACCUGUGAUAAUGGCAGUAGUGCUCACUCACAAACUGCACAAAACGACAAAGGUACACGAAACAACGUUAAACUGUGCUACGACCGUGAGUGGUGUGCAAUACUCGUUGCCAACAAGGACAAGAUGCCCCUGAACACGUUCCCAUCCGUGCAGCCGAUUACUCUGAAUGAGCCUACUGAGGAGAACUACAAGUUUGUGGAUAAUCAGUUCAGUCACUCGGGGUAUGAAACAGUGGCGCACGGCAAUUCAACAUUCUACAGCGUCCCAUACCACGAGGGCGCCCAUUUAAACCCCAAGGCCCAGAGGGAGGACUUCAUGAAGUUGCUCGGCCUCCCUGAUAACAACUACUUCAGCCCAGAGUUGAAUCAAAAAUUCCAAGUCAACUUUGUAGAAUAG
This is a messenger RNA of Theileria orientalis strain Shintoku, 1428 nucleotides long. RefSeq names its product lariat debranching enzyme. The coding region runs from base 1 to 1428 and encodes 475 amino acids. The transcript has 7 exons. Lineage: Eukaryota; Apicomplexa; Aconoidasida; Piroplasmida; Theileriidae. Gene Ontology annotation, molecular function: RNA lariat debranching enzyme activity. Gene Ontology annotation, biological process: mRNA splicing, via spliceosome. Gene Ontology annotation, cellular component: nucleus. The record is from RefSeq and is a predicted model, not a curated record.